Molecule: messenger RNA, 552 nt
Organism: Alternaria hordeiaustralica
Lineage: Eukaryota; Fungi; Ascomycota; Dothideomycetes; Pleosporales; Pleosporaceae
Exons: 1
Coding region: 1-552 (183 amino acids)
Source: RefSeq, a predicted model, not a curated record
AUGCCUUCCGCUGGGCUCACCAUUCGCGACGUCACGCCCACCAUCACCACCUUCUCCACGCCGUUCAACCGCUUCGCGCCCUUCGGCUACCGCAAAUUUGUCGCAGUGGGCAAUCGCGCAACAGCUAUCCGAUUACACGACAACCGAGUCCUUCUCCUCAACCCCAUCCAGCUCGAACAAGCGGUGCGCGACAAGCUGGAUAAGGUUGGAGGCGUUGAUCUCGUGGCGUGUGAUCUUGGGCAUCACAUGUAUGUGAGAGACUAUAUCGAUGCUUGGCCAGAAGCAAAGACAAUCGGCGUUCCGGGUCUGGAAAGCAAGAGAAAAGACGUGGAAUGGGACUACAUCUACGAGGACUGGCGGACAAGUCCAGAAGACCAGUUCGACUUCGCGCAGGACAUCGAGACCGUACUGUUUGAGGGCUUCAUCACAUACUGUGUCGCUUGGUAUCACAAGCCGACGAAGACACUGAUACAGUCCGAUCUGAUGAUGAACCUACCAUGCACCGAGGUAUGUCGCGCAAUCACCGGACGCGUACGCGACAUCGGACGCUGA